CACGGCCGGGGUGGAUUUCAAGACCAGGCCCGCGAGCGAUGCUGCUAAGGAGCUUAUGCUGGAGCGGUCGGGCGCUGGCUGUCAGGGCCCGCGGCUCGGGGGCAUGCUGGCUCUCCAGCUGGGAUUGCUGCCAGAGGCUUCCUGGAACCAGCAGCAUUCUUCACAGGCAACUUCCUCAAGCACAAGCCACUGAUGGCUGCAGAGAGUUUGGGACAGACCACAUGGAGUUGGACUCCCAAGCAGGUGCAAACAGCACCGGACAGCCCAAGGCCUCUGUGUCCAGCAGGAGCCCCUCAGAACCCCAGUACCCUCUGCCACCUGAGCUCCAGCCCCCCACAAACUGCUGCAUGAGUGGCUGCCCCAACUGCGUGUGGGUGGAGUACACAGACACACUGCUGCAGCAUUACCAGGAUGGUGGGGAGCGUGCCCUGGCCACCCUAGAGGAGCACGUGGCUGAUGAGAACCUCAAGGCCUUUCUCAGGAUGGAGAUCCGGCUCCGCACAAGGCCUGAAGGAUGAGCUGGCCAGGCCAGGACACCCUCCCUGAACAGAGACUCCUGCCUUGCCCUACUCGAGAAGCAACAUAGGAGGCCUCUUUUAUUCAUAUCCCUUUUACAGGCUUGUUGUAUCCAACAGGUAUAGGAGGAGUUAUUUAUUAACUUUACCUGAGAAAAAAUAAAUUCUCUGUUGUGGUUAAACAGGA
Messenger RNA from Carlito syrichta (Philippine tarsier), 702 nucleotides. RefSeq names its product oxidoreductase like domain containing 1 (gene OXLD1). The transcript is spliced from 2 exons. Lineage: Eukaryota; Metazoa; Chordata; Mammalia; Primates; Tarsiidae. The record is from RefSeq and is a predicted model, not a curated record. Gene Ontology annotation, cellular component: mitochondrion. The coding region runs from base 39 to 518 and encodes 159 amino acids.